AUGGCAACACAGACAACAACCCUCACUAAUGAGGAGCUGUUAGAAGAACUCCUCCAGUGUACACACUUCCAAGGGCAAGCCACCAUAGCUGAACUACAUCAAGCGCUGCAAUAUGUUCAUAAUCCACCAGCACCAGCACCAGUAUGGACUGCAGCCACCCACAUCGGAGGUCAAGGACUUCCAGGAGGAAUUCCCGGACAACCUGGAGGUGAAGGCGGAGAUGGACCACCUGGAGAUGGAGGAGGACCAAUCCCAGUGGCUUUAGGACCAAACCCCAUUGAUCCUCAGCUGCUAGCAGCAUUCAAUGCUGCCUUGUGCAACGCCCUUCCUCAGGAAGAAAUAGGCAAACCAGCCAAAUUUUCCGGAGAUAUCAAGAAAGCCCGAGACUUCAUCCAUCAAUGCGAGAUGUAUUUCCUCUCAAAGGCCUCGCGAUUCCCAAACAACCAGGCAAAGAUUCGCUUUGCAGACUCACUCAUGAAAGACUCAGGGAAGAAACAACCCCGGAAAUGGGCAACAUGGCCCACCUGGGCCACACAUCGCCAAGACUUCUUGGAAGCCUACAAAACAAUAGACCCAAAAUCCAAAGCCAUGGUCAAACUCCAUCAGAUUGUACAGAAGGACCAUGAAACAGUCAACGAGUACAAUGUGCAUUUUAACACGUUAAUAGCAGAAGCAGAGAUAGUCAACCCAGACGCCAAUGGUAACCUCCUCCAUCAAUACCUUUGUGGAUUAAAGGAAUCUCUUGCGCGCCAACUGAUCGCCCAUAUGCCAAUCAACGCCACACUCUCCCAGCAGACGCACCCUCCCACCAAUCCCGGAGCCAUGACAAACACCCCGGCAUCCUCCACUCGUGAUCCCAAUGCUAUGGAUGUCGACGCCCUUAAUACCGGACAAAGCAGAAUUAAGUGCUAUAAUUGCGGAAAAUUCGGGCAUAUUGCCAGAGAAUGCAGACAACUGUGA
Phanerochaete carnosa HHB-10118-sp is the source of this 960-nucleotide messenger RNA. RefSeq lists its product as uncharacterized. NCBI's taxonomy places the organism in Eukaryota, Fungi, Basidiomycota, Agaricomycetes, Polyporales, Phanerochaetaceae. The transcript is spliced from 3 exons. Gene Ontology annotation, molecular function: zinc ion binding; nucleic acid binding. Bases 1 to 960 code for a protein of 319 amino acids. The record is from RefSeq and is a predicted model, not a curated record.